UUUAAUAAUGAGAGGAGUGGCAUUAUGGCCUCUGCCAUCAUAAAUAGUGUUGCCAUUGUUGAGUGCUUGGAGGCUAGUGUAGAGGAUUUUGAGAGCAUUUGGGAGUUGAUCCAGGAGUAUGGGGAUCAAACUGAUAGAUGGGUCAGCAAGGAAGGUUUAAAAUUUGCAGCUUUUAAAGAGAAAUCCUUUGAAUACAUAAUAGCAAAAUAUAAUGGGAAGGUCGUUGGAAUAGCAUCUCUGUAUUACUUGCAUUACUAUUGGUAUGGGAAGUCAAUGUGUAUUGAUGAGAUCAUUACAUUCAAAAGUCAUUUGUUCACAGAUGAGGAUGUUGUUACAUUACUAUUACAGAAAGCAAUGGAGAUUCUGCUGAAAAGAAAUUGUCAUACACUUUGCUUGAUUCUACUUGAAAGUGACUUGUCACAAUUUACAAAAUUAGGGGGAGAAGUGGAGAUAGGUUUUAAAAUUCUUAGGAUCUCAAAGAUUGCCAUAAAUCAGUUUGCUAAAGAAAAAUCAGAACUCAAUAAGCAUUAUCUUAUAAGAGCUGGUGUUAAAGAGGACAUACCCAGUCUGCUGUAUCUCAUCCAGUGUUCAGCAGUGUUUCAAGGGGAACCUUUAUUGCUUGAUGCCAAUGAGAAAAUGAUAUCUGAGGAUACAUUUGAUAAGAAACAAAUCGGUGCCAUCGUUAUUGAAGCUGAUGCCAUAGCAUCUGUUGAAUCCGAUAAAGAUGGUGCAGAUGUGUCUCCUGCAGUAGAAAUGCCUCACAAUCCCAGAAUAAUAGGCAUGGUCUUAUAUUACACAUUCUACUGUAAGAGAAGAGGCAAAGUCCUUCACUUUACAAGACUCUUUGUUAAGGAAAGGCAUAGAAAGCAAGGACUAGGAACUGAGCUAAUGAGAGAAUGCACUAAAAGAGCUAUAAUGGAAGGUUGCGAAGAAAUUAAUGGAAAGAUAAAUGAGCAAAGUACAAAAUUGAUCAAGUUUUACGAAAAGCUAGGAGGAGUGAUACUCACAAACUAUGUGACAAUGAAUUUUAGCAGGGACUGUUUGCUUGGUUCGCUUAAAAUGUAGUUAUAAGGUUGAAAUAACAGUGAAGAAUAAUACUGACCGUA
This is a messenger RNA of Amphimedon queenslandica, 1106 nucleotides long. RefSeq lists its product as uncharacterized. Bases 25 to 1065 code for a protein of 346 amino acids. The transcript is spliced from 11 exons. Gene Ontology annotation, molecular function: N-acetyltransferase activity. The record is from RefSeq and is a predicted model, not a curated record. Lineage: Eukaryota; Metazoa; Porifera; Demospongiae; Haplosclerida; Niphatidae.